AUGGCUGACGACAAGAAAGCCGAGACUAAGGAGAAGAAGCUCGCCAACCCUAUGCGCGAGCUCAAGAUCCAGAAGCUCUGUCUUAACAUCUGUGUUGGAGAAUCUGGUGACAGGCUUACCCGUGCCGCUAAGGUAUUUUGUUUGUUUUUGUUUGAUUUACUUCUGGGUUUAGGUAUUGGAACAACUGACCGGUCAAACUCCAGUCUUCUCAAAGGCCAGAUACACCGUGAGAUCUUUCGGUAUCCGUCGUAAUGAAAAGAUCGCUGUCCACUGCACCGUUCGUGGCCCAAAGGCUGAGGAGAUCAUCGACCGUGGUCUUAAGGCAAGUUGAUUUUUUACUACUUUUCAAAAUUAGCAAGGAUAAUUUUUGUGUAAAAAUAGUUUUCUAUAGGAACUUUUGAUUAAAUGGGCUAGAUGCUUUAUAACGUUUAGAUUUUUUUCAUUGGGAGUAAUUUUUUGACGUAAUACCGUGCACACUUCAUGUUUCAACGCGAAGAGACGUACUUUGUGAACUUAUAUUUCUGUUUUUAGGUAAAGGAAUACGAAUUGUACCGUGAGAAUUUCUCCAACACCGGUAGCUUCGGAUUCGGUAUUCAAGAACACAUCGAUUUGGGAUUGAAAUACGACCCAAGCAUUGGUAUUUAUGGUAUGGACUUCUACGUCGUGCUUGACCGUGCUGGAAGACGUGUUGCCAAGCGCAGACGCGCCAAGGGAACCGUUGGAAACUCUCACCGUGUACACAGAGAAGAAUCGAUCAAAUGGUUCCAACAAAAGGUAAUUUUACGACACAAUACGAGCUACAUCUUCAUUUUUAUGACAAAUCUUGUAAAUGUAAAAAGAAACUUUAAUAAUAUUCAACAAUAUUGUGGAACUCCCGUAUAACGAAUUUCUCGAGGAUUUUAAUAUUUUACGUUGUACAGCAGUUUGUUAUACAGGAGUUCCAAUGUGUAAAAACACGAAACUGUUUUUAACAGUUUGUUGUUUUGGAUAUGAAAAUAAUAUUUUUUGUUAUUUUUAGUUCGACGGAGUCAUCCUUCCACCCAAACCCAAGGAAGCUCGCAGAAACCAAUACCGCAAGAGAAAGUGA
Messenger RNA from Bursaphelenchus okinawaensis, 1087 nucleotides. The record is from the annotation of a GenBank genome assembly. NCBI's taxonomy places the organism in Eukaryota, Metazoa, Nematoda, Chromadorea, Rhabditida, Aphelenchoididae.